GAAACAACGGCGCGAUCACAAAAAUCUCUUCCAUUACCGUCUACAACCUUCUCUCUUACACUAAAACUCUCUUCCUUCUCUUUCUCUGUCUUUAUGUGUAUAUAUAUAUAUAUAUACACUAAGGUCCUUCGAACUGUAUGAAAUCGUACUCCGUUUGGUUCACAGAAGCGACAACCUUGAUAGUGGCGGCGGUUGCGGUUGCGGUUGCGGUAGCAGUGUGAAAUCCACCGAUUUGCGGGACGUGAAGUUGUCGGUUUUCUGUCUCCUGUUGAGAAAAUCGCUUCUCCCCUGUCUGUACUGUCCAUUUCGUUUUUGUUGGGAUUUUUCGCCGGGUGGGUCCCUUUUUUAAUUUCUUCCAUGGAGAUAUCAGGUAGUAAAUUUUUGAAGGGGCUGUACCGGGACUCCUUGCCUCUAUAAAUGCCGGCGAAGUGGAGCCUCUGUGGCUCUGUUUAUGGAUUAAUUAACAUGAUCCGGAGCUGGGUGUGACUUGAAUAAUAUUCCGGAUAUAAAACUCAAAGAUUGGGUUUUGAGUUCCAGUGAAUGAAGGCACCCUUGGUUUUUUGAACCUAUCUUUAUAGUUUCAAAUUCAAAUGAAUUGAAGCAGCUAGAAGCAACAAGUUGUCAAUCUGUAUGCAAUGUUGAGGAUAUUGGCACCGGGGCUUUUGAUUUCAUCUCUCCUUAUAUCUGGAUCUACGGCAGAUAAUGGCUUCCCAAGAUGUAAUUGUGACGAUGAAGGGAGCCUAUGGAGCAUUGAGAGCAUUCUGGAAUGUCAAAGAGUGAGUGAUCUCUUGAUUGCUGUGGCCUACUUUUCGAUUCCUCUUGAGCUGUUAUACUUUGUGAGCUGCUCGAAUGUUCCAUUCAAGUGGGUCCUGUUUGAGUUCAUUGCCUUCAUCGUUCUAUGUGGGUUGACUCAUCUGCUAAAUAGUUGGACAUAUGUCCAACACCCAUUUCAGCUCAUGCUAGCGCUCACUGUAUUCAAGAUCUUGACUGCUCUUGUAUCCUGUGCCACUGCCAUUACACUUAUUACCCUUCUUCCUUUGCUUCUCAAAGUCAAGGUUAGGGAAUUUAUGUUGAAGAAAAAAGCUUGGGAUCUUGGACGUGAGGUUGGGAUGAUAAUGAAACAGAAAGAAGCUGGUUUACAUGUUUCUAUGCUUACUCAAGAGAUCCGGAAGUCGCUUGAUAGGCAUACGAUUUUGUAUACGACACUGGUUGAGCUAUCUAAGACAUUGGGCUUGCAAAAUUGCGCUGUUUGGAUGCCUAAUGAGACCAAUUCUCAUAUGAAUUUAACUCAUGAGCUGAAUAGGAGGAAUCUCUAUAGUUGUUCUUUAGCAAUUACUGAUCCAGAUGUUGAGAGGAUUACAAAUAGCGAUGGAGUAAAUAUCCUUGCGCCUGACUCAGAGCUAGCUGCAGCCAGUUGUGGAGAAUCUGGUGAGCCAGGACCAGUCGCUGCAAUUAGGGUUCCAGUGCUUCAUGGUUCCAAUUUCAAAGGGGGAACUCCAGAGUUAGUCCAGACUUGUUAUGGCAUAUUGGUUUUAGUCCUUCCGAGCGAGCAGCAAAGAUCUUGGAGCAACCAGGAAGUAGAGAUAAUUAGAGUAGUUGCUGAUCAGGUGGCUGUGGCUCUCUCUCAUGCAGCGGUUCUUGAAGAGUCCCAGCUUAUGAGAGAAAAACUGGAAGAGCAGAAUCGAGCACUGCAGCAGGCAAAGAAAAAUGCUAUGAUGGCAAGCCAAGCUAGAAACUCAUUUCAGAAGGUUAUGAGUGAUGGCAUGAGGCGGCCAAUGCACUCGAUUUUGGGUUUGCUUUCUAUGAUGCAAAAUUUGAGUGCUGAUCAACGACUUAUUGUUGAUGCGAUGCUGAAGACCAGCGAUGUUGUAUCUGCCUUGAUAAACGAUGUGAUGGAGAUUUCAAUGAAAAAUAGUGGUAGGUUUCCAUUGGAGAUGAGAUCUUUCAGCUUGCAUUCAAUGAUUAGAGAAGCAGCUUGCCUUGCCAAGUGCUUGUGUGUUUACAGGGGUUUUGGUUUCUCGACUGAGGUCGACAAGACUUUGCCUGAUCAUGUCAUGGGUGAUGAAAGAAGGGUUUUUCAAGUGAUCUUGCAUAUGGUUGGGAACCUGUUGAACAGCAACGAUGGAAGAGAGUUUGUAAUACUUCGGGUUCUCUUAGUGGGUGGAAGUCAGGAAUGGAGUGAUCAAAGAUGGGCAGGCUGGAAACAGAGCUCAACUGACAGGGAUGUAUGUGUUAAAUUUGAAAUCGGGGUACAGAAUAGUGGUCCUCAAUCGGAGGGCUCAAGUUCAGUACUGCAGCUUGGUAGUAAGAGAGAUGCAAGCGAGGGACUUGAUGAGGGCUUGAGCUUCAGUGUUUGUAAAAAAGUAGUGCAGUUGAUGCAAGGUAACAUCUGGGUAGUCCCGAACCCUCAAGGUGAUACGCAAAGCAUGACACUUGUUUUGCGGUUUCAACUCCGACCAUCCAUUGCAUUAGCUAUCUCUGAAUCUGGAGAAUCUUUAGAGCACCCGAACUCCAACUCCCUUUUUAGAGGCUUGCAGGUUCUGUUAGCUGAUGAUGAUGACAUGAACAGGGCUGUGACGCAGAGGCUGCUGGAGAAACUUGGUUGCAUUGUUUCUGCUGUUUCAUCUGGUUUUGAGUGCCUUAGUGCUGUUGGCCCAGGGACUUCAUCUUUCCUAAUCAUUCUUCUGGAUCUUCAGAUGCCGGAGUUGGAUGGAUAUGAAGUUGCAAUGAGAAUUAGGAAGUUUCACAGCCAUAGUUGGCCAUUGAUGGUCGCCUUGACGGUUAGUGCUGAUGAUGAUGUGUGGGAUAGAUGCUUGCAAAGUGGAAUUAACGGAGUCAUUCGAAAACCGGCCCAGUUGCAAGGAAUUGCCAAUGAGCUUCGGAGAGUGUUGAUGCUUUCAAACAAAGUUGUGUGAUGUUACAGAACCUGAGUAGCCUAGAUCAUUCAAAUUCCAUCCUGGGUCUUCUGAUAAAAAAAAAAAAGUAUACAGCGGCACUGUUUAGCCCUUGAAAACCCCACAUGAACUGGCAGUACACAACAUUCAGAAACAAUGGUAUACAGUUAGCUUCUUUUUCCUGAUGGUAUUUUCAUCUUAUUUCAUAGAUAAUUUUGCACAA
This is a messenger RNA of Tripterygium wilfordii, 3117 nucleotides long. Its product is annotated as ethylene receptor 2-like. The transcript is spliced from 3 exons. NCBI's taxonomy places the organism in Eukaryota, Viridiplantae, Streptophyta, Magnoliopsida, Celastrales, Celastraceae. Gene Ontology annotation, biological process: response to ethylene; phosphorelay signal transduction system. Gene Ontology annotation, cellular component: endoplasmic reticulum membrane; endoplasmic reticulum. Bases 636 to 2915 code for a protein of 759 amino acids. Gene Ontology annotation, molecular function: ethylene receptor activity; ethylene binding; phosphorelay sensor kinase activity. The record is from RefSeq and is a predicted model, not a curated record.